AUGGAGAGAAAGCGAAAAAAAGAUUAUUAUUAUUAUGGCAAAGAUCAUUUCUUUGUUAUGAUUCUAUUAUCUUGUCUAUUGCUACUAUCCACUUUAGUUCUCAAAGUAGAAUCAUUCAAUAUCGAACCACUAGAAUUCUAUGGAGAUGGUGUGGUCAAGAUCACGUUGAACACUGCUGUCGCAAAACCCGCUGUUUUCCUUCGUACAAGUGGCUCAAAUGUAGAUGAUCCAAUGACCCAAGAACGCAGUUCAAGUGAUAAUAUGAUUCAUGUCUUUAGUUUUACUAGAUCUAAUCGUCCUACUCCAUCCAGCACAACUCUUAGAUACUGGAUUGUUGUAGAAAACUAUACUCCAGUAGAAAUUUUGAUUAAAAAGUCUCCAUAUAUUUCAGGAUUCUCAACAUCAUACCUUUUAACUGGUUUACAAGAUGUGGUGAUUGAUAUUUAUGGUGAUGGUCUCAUUCCCAUCUCUAGUUUUAGUAAUGUCAUAGAAGUGUCCUUUAUGUACUUUAAUAGAAUGCAUGAGAUACCUUGUACUGUUCUAAAUCCCACCAUAGACAUUACAGAUACCUCAAUUACAUGCACUUUGGCAUCAACACCCAAUACCCCAACAACUCUAGAAGCUAGAAUCAAAUAUCAACCCCUUUUCGAAUCCACAAACCAACCCAAUCUUCUCUUGUCCUCUUCUCCCGAUUAUACCUAUUCUAUCUCUUCUAUUUAUGUUCAAGAUUUAAUCCUAACGAGUAUGAAUCCAACCCAAGGUUAUUCUGGUCAAACUCAAUUAAUAACUUUUACUGCCAAUGUUAAUACCAAUUCACCAAUUAAUAACUUGUUACAAAUUGUUUUUAUUGACGGUCAAGCUGGUAAUCAAUAUGAUUGUGGAAACCCAGUGUUGUCAAAUAAUGGCUUGGUUACUUGUACACUUCCAAUCAUUCCCAACAUUACUCCAGGUACCUCUGUUCAACUAUCACUUGAAUAUAAAUAUGGAACGUCAACAUCUAGAAUAUCAGUACCAUUUACUUUUCUCACUUAUUCUUCACAAAUUGCAACUACUCUACCAAGAAAGUUGAUCAUUACUGGUUCAGAGUAUGUCACCAUCACUGGUACCUUUUUUGACCAACCUACUAUGUUAACCAUUGAUGGAGUCGUAUGUAAUCUUCAACCCCCAACUCCCAUUUCAACGGAUAUUACAUGUAUGACUACUCAAUUCCCUGCUGCAAAACCAUCUGCCACUCUUUUAUUAACUAUUGGAAAACAAAUUAUUCAAUUACUAAAUGCUUUUGAAAUUGAAAAUUUGCGUAUUCUAUCGGUACCAUCUUUUGCUCUUUAUGAUAGUAAUAAUGUUCCAGUUACUACCACCAUGAGAAUAGGAUUUACUGGUAUUAUACCUCGAUUUUCCGUUAUCAAAGUAACAGGUGGAUCGGCUACAUAUUCUCCACCAUAUUUAAGGGUCAUCUCCAAUGUUUUAUCUUUUGAUGUCUCUUCAGCUGGUUUUACGGCUGGAGCAUCCUGUCAAAUUAAAUUGAGAGUUGGUAGAAAUGGACCUACAAUUGAUGUUGGUCAAUUUCAAUUUAAAAACCCAGUUAUAACAAUUGACCCAACUACACCAUUUCAAUCAUUUAUUUUAAAUUCAAACAAAGUUAAAAUUGAUUUGAAAACCAAUGUUGGAGAAACAUUCCAAGCAUUUAAAGUUGAGCUUGUACUUGUUACCCCUGCACGUGAUACUAUUGUGGUCAAAGGAAAUGUAUUACCAAAUCAAUUAAAUACUUUCGAGUUUGAUGUUCCAUCUUACUCUUUAGACACAAUCCCAUCAAUCACUAAAUAUCAAGAUGCUUCUUGUACAAUUAGAAUUGAUAAUCAUGACUAUCCACUUUUAAAUCAAAUUUAUAGAUAUACAGUACCAGAAAUUACCCAAAUUGAAUAUAAAAGAAGUGGAUUUGAAAUGCAAGGAAUUAAUUUAGAUCUUGGACCAAGUUACACAACAAAGUUUAUGUUGGAUGAUAUUGAUCUUGGACUAUGCACAGCUUCUUCAAGUACUCUGGUCGUGUGCUCCCAAUAUGUUUCAUCUACCAAUGCAAAGACAAUACUUUUGAUUGUUGAUGGAAAAAUAGAAUUCAAAUUCGAUCUUUCUACCGGCGCCGGUAUUACUAUCGUUGGACCUGUGGCAACAGAGAUCAAACCAAGAUUAUCACAGAUUACUGAUAGAUCAGACAUCACAAUUAGAGGUACUGGAUUUACAGCCCAAUCCCUAUCAUCAGUUACUAUUGGUGGAAAACAACUCAAAACAUGCACCCGUUUAGGCACUACCGAUAUCAUUUGUGGCAAACCUCCCGGUCUUCAACCAAACCCCGUCGGUCAAUCCCAUCAAAUUACAAUUGAUGGUGUCAUUCAAUCUGAUAUCUCCUACAUCACCCAUAUAGUCUCUUGUUUGGGUCAAUCUAUCGGUUCAUCGAUUGAUCCCCAACACUAUGACUAUUUGCCAAAGAAAUGGUGGUUCAACUAUAGAUUGGCAACAACAAAAGACGAUUAUUUUUAUGCCGACGAAGAGGACCAGAAUCUAAGACAUUUUUUUCCAUUGAAUACUCAUACCGAUAUCAAACAUAAUUCUCUGUACAAGACACUUGAACAAUCCAAGCAUGUUAGUUCAAAAUAUAUAUUUUACAACGACCAAAUAGGGAAAUUCGAUCCGGAAAAUGGAGUCAAAAAAGAUGCAAGACAAGUUAGUGAUCCUUAUGGUCAUACCAAAGGAUUUGUAAUUUGGCAAGAACAUAGUAAUCAAAUACAUGGAGUUCAUGUCUUGCACUCUAAUCCAGCUUUUCCACCAGAGGAUUAUACUGAGCAUGAUUUUCCAGACAAAAAACCAGCGUUUUUAGGAGAAAAACAUAAAAAACAACAUUAUUUUUGUCGUCCUUUUAUUGGAUUGGCUGAACUCGACACAGUUGCAGAUUAUAUUAUCAUCAACAAUGCAAACAUCUACAAAAUCAAAGUUCCACAAUCUCAAUCUACCAAAAUGUUGAAUAUAGAUGGAGCUGGUGCAACAAAUAUAGAAAAUUGUAUUGCCUUGUCAAUGGGUCCCAAUUGUAUAAACAACUUUCCGGUAGUAGGUGGAACAUAUUUUGCUAAAACUGCAAUGACAAGCAAUUUAUCCACUACCCCACUCCCACCAGUCCAUCCUUAUGACGUUUUAGCAUUUAGAGGCAACGUCACACAAAGGUUUCCAAAGAAUGCAAUUCACUACCCAACUGAAUAUCUGCACCAGAGCGCAGCAAAUAAUCAUCUUUUCUUGACAUUUUAUACUGCUAAACCCCAGGAAUGCGACAAUUCUAUAGGAUCUACAAGCACUUGGAAAUAUCGUUAUUGCUAUCCAUUUGGUGGUGUGGAUACAUGGGAGUAUGCUGCUCGUACUCUUGGUACGCAACUCUUUGUUCAAACUUUCAGAAAUUCUCACGCUUUGAUCCCAUCGCCCUAUCUUAUAAAUGUUAGUUCAAAAAUUAUUUAUCCAGGUAUACGGGAGAAUAUCGACACUGCUGACCACUCCAAGAUUGCCUACACUUUUUUACCCACAUCUAGAGGUGGUACCACUGGAGACUGGUUUUGUGUCGGUGAUAGUAAUAGAGAAUAUUCUCAGCCUGGAAGAGGUGGUGGAGCAUUUUGUUUUCAAUCUCCAACUUUGGUAGAUCAAUUUCACAGAGCUGUAACUAGGUAUAAACUAGUUGCACCUAUUGAUACCAGGUCAAAUACAAUGAUAGAGUAUGGAAUUUCUCACACUCGAAGUGAAGAUGUAGAAAGAGCAUCAAGUGUUCUAUUGUCUAUUCAAUUGGACACCUCUCUCACCUUUCUGAACCCAACUCCCAACUUUCAAAACCCAGUGACCGUCGCACUUUAUGAAUCAGUAUCAUACAAAGUCAUCCAACCAGCCCCAGCGCCAAGAGUAUUCCAAGACUACAAACUGAUCCCCUACGAAACUCACAGUUUCUAUGGAUCAAAAAAAAUUAGAUACAAUGCCCUCCGUACUACUAUUUCACCCAGGGGAUUUGGUGUUCCAGGUGCAGAGACUCCCUUUUCUCAAAUCUCCAAUAUCCUACCACCCUUUUUUACACCGCCAGAGGAACUUGUAGCCAAAAAGGAACUUAAAGUCGAAUACUAUGCAAAUGACGAUUCAGUUGCUUCAUUGGUUGAUUCAACAACAAUUCACCAAACUUGCCCCUCAACUACCAAAGUGAUUGUUUUGAAUGGUGGAACUCCCAUUUGUCAAGAAGAACAAACCUAUCUAUUAUUACUUGCCUACUACCAUAAUAGAACCAUCCAAGAACAAUCACAAGUACUUGACAUUUUUAAAUCAAUCAAUACUGGAUCACAAUCAACAGACUCUCAAAAAACAUUUAUCAAUGGUAUUCUUUUGGCCUUGACAAGAACUGAUGAUUAUCUAAAGAUUGCAUCUGCAUUUUGGAAAAUCCUAAUGCCAGUCCCUCCCGUAAAUCCCAAUCCGAAUCUUUCUUUUGAUUGGAUUCUAAAGGCCCUAUCAAGUAUAAAAAUUCAAGAUGAAGGAAUUGAUACUUUUGAAAAGUUUUAUGCCAAACAAGAGAAUAUUCUAAAGAGUGAGAGACCUUUAUUUGAAACAUUACAAUUAUUGCAACCUGCACCCGAUCCAAAUGCUGGUAUUUUAUCAAGACCUCCAAGUUUUCCAAAUUCUCGUACCUUUGUAUCCUCUUCCUCAUCUUCGUCUUCCUCUUUGUCAAUCUCUCACAUAUUGGAAGUUUUAUCAGAAAACUAUCCAAACAACUAUGACGUUGACAGUAUCACUAGAGAAUUGUAUGGAUCUGGAUCGGUACAAAGCACCUAUUACUCGGAUCUAAAGGGUGCUCUUGAUAAAUGGAUCAACAUUCAAGAUAAAAAUCAAGGUGUUCAAACUCUAUUUGUAGACAUUCUUUCAAAUACACAAACACUUGGAGCUAUUGAAAUGCUAGACAAUAUCAAUUCAAAUCAACAUGGUGUUGAUAUUGAUAUUCGUACAUCACAAUCUGGUAUCAAAUUUAUAGCAUCAUUAUCAACGAUUGUCCAAAUCACAACGUUACUUGUUUCAUUUAGAUCACAUCCAUCAACAUUGGUAAAGAAAUAUGGGAAAGAUUUUGAAUUGUAUUUUGUUCCACAAAUGGAAAACGGUGGUGAUGAAGGAUUUUUAGUUGCAACUCUCAACAACAAGCUCUGUGACCUGCAAAAGAAUACAAGAACCAAUUUUGAAUUACCAAAUUUUGACUUGUCAAGUGGUAUUUGUCGUCAAUCCACAGAUAUUAUCACAUCAGUUACACCAUUGAGUGGAUCUACUGUAGGUGGUUAUAGUAUUGACAUUGGAGGUAUUCAUUUUAGUUCAAACUCUAAAGUUAAAAUUGGAAAGACUAUUUGCCAAUCAACUCUAUUUAUUUCAACGACCAUGUUAAAAUGUAUCGUUCCACCUGGUAUUGGAAACAAUCAUAUCGUUUCAACUGUUUCAUCAUCUAUUGGAAUCCUCUCUCGAUUCCAUUUCAACUAUAAUCAACCAAUCAUAAAUGAAAUUCAAAGCCCAACAUUAACAUCAAACUUUAUGACCAUAUCAGGUAACAAUUUUGGUAAUAAUGCUCUCAAUUUAAAUAUAAAGAUUGGAAAGAGUGAUUGUUCAAUUGUUUCAAUCCAAAAUGAUCUUAUCAUUUGUCUACCAGCUUCCAAUGAUUUUGGUGUUGAUAGAACCGUUUCAAUCCAACAAUCCACCAACUCUUUGUAUACAACCAAUCUAAACAAAGCCAAUAUUGAUACAUCAUUGGUUACCUUUAGACCACCCAUUAUUCAUUCAGUCAGUCCAUCGACCACUGUUCAUGUUGGUCAAACCAUUUAUUUGUAUGGAAAGUAUUUUGGAUUGAAAAACAGUGACAUUGGUCCACAUGUUACAAUCAACAAACAAAAGUGCCAAGUUCUCGACUACUCACCAGAAGUGAUUACCUUUAUCGUACCAAAAGGUAGUGGAAGUAGCCAGAUUGUCGUUAAUGUUGGUGGUCAAACAGCUACGAUGCCAGUAACAUACGAUAUUCCCUAUGUUGAUUUCGUCACACCAAAACUAUUCAAUACCUCUGGUGGCCAAGUAAUGAGAAUAGAAGGUAAUUCAUUGGGAUCAUCUAUUUAUGAUAUCGAUUCUAUCUACUUUGCAGAGUCGAUGCAAUGUCAACCAUUUAACCUUCUCAUGGAAUGUACCAUUCCAGCUGGUGUUGGUAAAGAUAUUCAACUAAGUGGAACAAUCAAUGGAAAAACAAUGACACCUUGGAACUCCAACCCUUUAUUGGCUUCUUAUUUACCACCAUCAAUUGCCAGUGCUAUAAAGUUUUCAGGAAACCAAUUAUCAAUCAAAGGGUACAACUUUAUUCCACCUGGAAUUGAGGCAAGUUCUUCAUCAGUCAUUUUAUAUACCUCUUUACAGAGCUAUCAGGUAAGGGCUGAAUUCCAAGAUUCCUACACUGUUGUUUGUACCUCUCCAUACGUCUCAUCUGCCUUGGGUGUUGCUGUCAUUAUCAACGGACAAUUAUCGAGCAGGUUCGAUUUUGAUGUAUCAAUUGUUGGACGUAUCUACCUCGACAUGGAUCAUAAUAAUAUCCAUUCACAAGGUGACCAAACCACCAAUGCACAAGUUACAAUUACAUUGACAUCAACAGAUGGUCAAUUUACUCAAUCAGUAGUCACUGACACAUCUGAAUAUAUGUUUUCAGAAAUUCCACUUGGAGACUAUAAAAUCAAGGCUACUUCAUCAAGUAUCAUAUUCCCUAGAGAUACAUUCUCAAUCUCUUUAAUUGCCAACAGCGGGAUUAAAACUGUAGAUUUUGGUGGGUAUACAAAAGUUGGAAUCGCUGGAACGGUCACCUAUAAUCAAGAAACUUUAAAUAUUCAAAACAAUAUAAAUGUUGGAUGGUUUGGUUGGUGUUUUACAACAGAAUGUCAGGUAUCCUAUUCUUUUAAUAUUCCUUGGUCAUCAUCCAUUUACAUAUCAAGUACUACAGGUCAAAUUUAUCUUUACAUUUUGUAUGAAGAUUUAAAUUUAAAUUUAGUAUUGGAUGCGAAUGAACCAAAUAUUAGAGGUGCACUUUCAAAGACAACUAUAAGUGACGGAAUAACCACACACUUGCAAGAUUGCAGUAGUUCUGUUUGUACUUUUUAUUGUCCUAAAAGUGUCUGCACUAUCACCUUUGGUCAGGUUACCUACUCUAAUCCCAGGUUUACAAGUAUCUACAGUACAAUGGAUGUUGAAUUUAAUACAAUGUCGAUGGUCGAUCAACGAAAAGAUAUCAAUAUAGCUUACUACAACAAAGACCAAUAUCCUCGCUCUACUCGACUAGAUACCACUAAUAAUGGAGCUGUUAACUUGCCAAUUGGUGUAUUCCCACUUGCUAUGACCACUAUAACAAGGGUAGUUCCUACUCCCAACACUAUAGUUCAUAUCGUUCACCAAGGAGUUACCUAUUCCUAUACCCAAGCAACCGACAUUACCUUGUCCCCAGCAGCUCCCAUUACUACUGUUUCAGUAUCUCCACUUGGAAUCCUACAAGGAAUAGUACUUGCCCCAUAUGGACAAACAUUUUCAUUACCUGAUAUUUUUGGUUCAGCUCCACUUUACAUUUCUGUAAAUGAAAAGAUUGAUUCGUUCCCAUGCCAACUAAUUACAAUUAGUGGUCGUACUUGGUAUUGUGGUCUUCAAAGAUUAGGAGAAAUCUCACCAAACGCAAGAAUUUUCAUCAAAACCAACGACUGGCUUUUAAAUUCCUACCCAGUUUCACUUACCACGGUGACUGUAUCUGGUUUGGUUUUCCAUGAUACCAAUCUUAAUGGAAUCUAUGAAAUUGGUGAAAAAAUUAUCCCAGGAGUUCGAUUAGAAAUUUACAAUGUACCAUCGUCUUUUACUUUCAGUACAUCUACUGGUUACACAAUGCAAACAAAAAGUUUUAAUCAAAUCAAGGCUCUUCAAGUUUUUGGUCCAACAAGUGAAUCUUUUCCCCCACAAUCAAUUAUUUCAUUUUAUCAACAAGAUUCUCCAUCAUUUGAUUUUACCUCUUUUACAAUUAAUGUUCCAUUGACUAAAAUCAAUUUAAAAUGUAAUGGAUAUUUAAUUUCAGGAACGAAUCAAAUUGAAUUUGUUGAAGGAAUAAUAAACCUUUCAAAUUAUGCUGGAUGGUGUUUAGAAGGUCAAACUUGUCAAUACCCAAUCACAUCGGUAUCAAUGCCUCCAAGUUGUAUACGAGCUAAUAACAAUGACAAUACUAUUUCUAUUAUAGAAGGUUUCAACAUUAGGGUUGAUCUUUAUGAAGAUCUUUUUAUUGGAGCAGGCUCUAAUGGAUUAUAUCCACCACUCGUUUAUCCAAUGUUGGUUCGAACCUCUUAUUCUUUCCAAGGUAAAGAUAUCUCACUAGAAACUCUUGUUUCUUCAACAACUGCUAUUUUAAUUCCAAAAAAUCCUGGUCAAUUGACAACAAUAUCGAUUGUUGCUCCACCCCAGUCAUCACAUCAAUAUGCAAUUACAAACAAUAUCAAGAUUGAUUCAUUCAAUCCUCUAUCAACUGCCAUUCAAAUUGGAAUCACAACCAAACCGACAGUGAUUGGAUAUAUGGUAGAAUUGUAUGAUGUCCAAAAUACCGUUCUUACACUGCCAAUGGGUGUUUACAAAAAUGACAUUUUAACAAGACUAUCUUGGAAUAAUAAUCGUGCAAGAAAAAUCAUUACCUUUUCACCAGAUGUGGUAGUAUUGAUAUUCAAGAGUGAUUCGUCUAUGGUUGGACCGUUCAUUGGAACAACCAAUAAUAAUGUAUUCACAAUCCCUACAAAUACUGAUAUUUACAGUAUAGAGGUUGCCCACAAGAAUAUAUUCAAUACCAUUGUUCCCACUGAAGGUGGUUAUGUUCGUUUACCUGCCAAUCCAUUCCAAUCCUCUAGAUCAUUGUCACUACAUUUGGAAGGAGUACAACUCAAGUGUUCAGAAGUUCUCAUUUGUUUAUUCCCAACGGUGCCUGCAUCUGACAGACAAUUGGUCGUCAAAUUGCAACCUGGAAACAUUCAAUUGUACACCACCUAUACCAUUACCUAUCCAGUUAGAUAUCCUGUCCCAACCAUACCAGGUACCUAUCUCGAUGCCAAUAAUGGUCCCAACACAUUGCAACUAAAUGAACGUUUAACCUCUAUCACAAUGUACAAUCGAUUUACCAAUGUUGUUUUGAAACAAACGUCGCAAUCAAUCCCCAAAACAUAUGGAGUCCUUAUAGAAUCUGUAGACUCUGCAACCACAACUGUUAUUGAAAGUUACUCUGUCUCGAACCUAAAAACUCUUACCCUUUCAAGUACCUCUCUUGUUGCAUCUGGUUUGGGAGGAUCCAGUAGUACUAAAACCAUCCUUGAAGGUAUAACAAUGAGAUAUUUCUCAACCCACCCCGAUGGAGCAAUGAUACAAGAUCAAUUGGGAAGAGUAUUAUGGGCAAGACUUAGAGCUUCAAUAACAGAAUUUGCAAUCUAUGGACCACUUGGAUCAGGACUUGGUUAUUUGGAUUGUCUCGACCCAACUAGAAACCAAUUAUUGGUUACUCAAACGAUUGGUAAUGAUUUCUAUACACUCUUUGUUCAUCCAAAUUAUGGUGUAGUCCUUAAAGAUCGAAAUGACAAUCAAGAAUGGACACAAGUCACUUAUUUACCGACUGUGCAAACAAAACUUGUUUUCUAUGCUGAUGGUGAUUUAUGCUCGGUCGAUAGUGCAGGUGUAAAAGGAUGGUGUACCUAUACAUCUGGACUUGGAGGUCGCUACUUCUUGGUUGCUCCCACUGGCUACGCUCAAGGUUUCUUUUGGCAGAUUCUCAUGCUAAAUGCAAACGGUCAUGUUGUUUGGGCGAGAUAUUCCCAAGAUGGAACCAAGGUACAAUAUUCCAUGUUACCUGGGUCGUACAUGGUAGCAGGACAAGCUCUCAGAAAUGGUCAGUUCCUAACCAAUGGUCUCGUCUAUAUGGUUUAUGAUGCAAUUGCAGGAUAUAUUAAAUAUUAUCGUGAACCACCAACACAUCCAAACAAGGUCCUCUUGUCUCAAACACAAUGUAUUGGUAAUAUUCUACUCUUGUCUGGAACAACGCCUCAAUGUUUUAACGAUCAAGACACUAGCCAACUAUCUACCGUCACCACCACUCUUGCAUACUGGGGUCUUAGGCCAUCUGUCAGCGUCUCUUUUGAAACUCAAACAAAGACUACUGCUUUCUCUUGGACCAUUUUUACUGACCAUUCAUUUUCACCACUAUUACAAGAUCUCAUUCAAGGUCAAGUUUUCAUUGAUCUCAAUCGUAAUAAUAUAAUGGAUCAAAAUGAAGUUGGAGUCUUGGGUGUCGCCGUUUCAAUUGGUGUAUCAUCUACAACCUCUGACCAAAGAGGUUUCUUUUCUCUUCGAUCCCAUCAAUAUAUGACAGAGAAACUUAAAUUCAUCAAUAUUCCUUCUCAAUACUAUACUCCAAUACCAGAAUUUACCCUCUAUCAAAAUAGAUUUAAUAGAGAUAUUCCACUUUAUCAAAAAGGAAAUUGUUAUGGUUAUUUAAAUUCAAAUGAAAAUAGUAAAUUAUAUUUGGAUAUUGGUAGUUUUAGAUUAUCUGAUUUUGGUUGGUGUACAUUGAACAAAGCAUGUGCCAAUAGAGUAACAACCUAUUCAUUCCCCGAUCAAUGUUUGGUAGUAUUGGGUGACAAUAAUUUGUCCAAUCGUUCACACAGAUAUGUGUACCAAUCGUGUGUCACUACUCCACAAGCCGACUAUGUACCAUCGUCCAAAGAGAUACAAGAUAUCCUUGAUCUUGUGUAUCCAAAUGGUCCAAUUAUUCAUACUGAUACUGAAGAUGAUGACACCGAUACAUCACUUCCUGAUUCAAGUUCACCACCAACUCUCUAUGUUGAAAUCGUUAAUAUUCAAGUGAACCUAGGCUUCAUUAAUGUAAAGGCCACCACCGUAGUCUCCCAUCCCAUCAACAAUCGUACAACAAAACAUACGAAAAACAAAGAUAAGAAGGAACUUGACCCCUCGACCUGGGGCCAAGCCACCAAGGUAUUCCUUUGCUAUGCUGGUACUAUAAGUAGAUCUACUUGA
This is a messenger RNA of Cavenderia fasciculata, 11112 nucleotides long. RefSeq lists its product as uncharacterized. The record is from RefSeq and is a predicted model, not a curated record. Gene Ontology annotation, molecular function: deoxyribonuclease II activity. Gene Ontology annotation, biological process: apoptotic DNA fragmentation. Bases 1 to 11112 code for a protein of 3703 amino acids. NCBI's taxonomy places the organism in Eukaryota, Evosea, Eumycetozoa, Acytosteliales, Cavenderiaceae. The transcript is spliced from 20 exons.